Messenger RNA from Rhopalosiphum maidis (corn leaf aphid), 1435 nucleotides. RefSeq names its product splicing factor 45 (gene Spf45). The record is from RefSeq and is a predicted model, not a curated record. Gene Ontology annotation, cellular component: precatalytic spliceosome. Gene Ontology annotation, biological process: mRNA cis splicing, via spliceosome; alternative mRNA splicing, via spliceosome. Gene Ontology annotation, molecular function: RNA binding. Bases 136 to 1344 code for a protein of 402 amino acids. NCBI's taxonomy places the organism in Eukaryota, Metazoa, Arthropoda, Insecta, Hemiptera, Aphididae. The transcript is spliced from 8 exons.
UAUUACUAUUUACAUUUUACAGUAUAAUUAUUAUUGUUUAGUGUUUACUUUUGUGUUUUUUUAUGUAAAUAAUUGUUCUCAAGUCUCAAUUGAACACGUAACUUUUUGUUUAAAAUUAGCUAACUCAGGUUAAUAAUGUCUUUAUACGACGAUUUCGAUGUUGUUAAACAAAAAUCUGAUGGCUGGUCUUCGGGCAUGAAACUCUUUCAGUCACAAAUGCAGUUGAAAAAAGCAGCUCAAACUCAACCAAGAAGAGAAGCAACCCGUAAAUCAACAUCAGUUUUAGCACCAGUAAUUGAUUUAAAGAAAAAAGAUGACGAUGAAUCCAUGUUUGAUCCUGGGCUUGGCUUUACAAUUUUUCCAAUGGCUCGAGAAGGAAAAAAACCACAACGUCCGUCAUUUCCACCUAUGGACUGGAAUUUUGAUGGCAAUGAAUAUGAUCCUAUGAUUCCUAAUGAUUAUGAAAGAGUAGUUAGAGAUUUAAGAGACAUGCGAGAUAAAGAAAAAGAAAAGGAAGAUGAUGAAAGACGAAAACGUAGAGAAGAGCGAAAUAAAAAUAGAGAUCCUGGCUACAAUAUGAUGGAUUUGCCAACUAGUUUUACACCUAACACAGACGAAAGACGCAAAACAGGAUUUACUGGAUUUGGUGGACGUAAAGAUAGUGAUAGUGAAGAAGAUGAACCAAAACCCAUAAGUAGAAUUCCUGGUGCUGCAAUUGCUCCACCUCCUUCAUUGCAGGAAUCAUUUGUAUCAUCACCUGGACCGCAACAGUCUUCUGGAAUUGGCAUGGGCAUGGGCGUUGCUGCUAAAAUAAUGGCCAAAUAUGGUUUUAAGGAGGGACAAGGAUUGGGUAAAAAGGAACAAGGUAUUUCAGUGGCUUUACAAGUUGAAAAAACAAGUAAAAGAGGUGGUAGGAUUAUUCAUGAGAAACCAGGUGGUAAUGUUUCACCUCCACCACCUAUGUCUUCUAUGGUACAAGAUGAUUUUGUUGCGCCUGCUCCGCCACCUCCUAAACCUCUACAAAGUAUCACAGAAAUAAUGAAAGAACAAUCUAAGGUAGUACUAUUACGAAAUAUGGUUGGACCUGGUGAGGUUGAUCAAGAUCUUGAACCUGAAGUAAAGGACGAAUGCAACACUAAAUAUGGAGAUGUCAACAAAGUAGUUAUAUAUGAAGUUCCAAAUGUUGAUCAUGAAGAAGCUGUACGAAUAUUUGUGGAAUUUAAACGUAUUGAAUCAGCAAUCAAAGCUGUUGUAGACCUAAAUGGAAGAUUUUUUGGUGGUAGACAAGUAAAAGCUGGAUUUUAUAGUGCAGAAAAAUUAAAUAGUUAUCAGCUUCUCGAUUAAAAUUAACUAUUUAAUAAUAUAUAAAUAAUUGCAUUGUAUAAUUUUAAUAUAUUUGGACAAAUUUUGAUCAAUAAAUUAACUGUAUAAAAUA